Nerophis ophidion (straightnose pipefish) is the source of this 1017-nucleotide messenger RNA. It is a transcript of the gene rp9, whose product is annotated as RP9 pre-mRNA splicing factor. The record is from RefSeq and is a predicted model, not a curated record. Lineage: Eukaryota; Metazoa; Chordata; Actinopteri; Syngnathiformes; Syngnathidae. The transcript is spliced from 6 exons. The annotation marks the transcript as partial. Gene Ontology annotation, biological process: RNA splicing.
AUAUAUACGUCAUUAUUGAGUCUUUGGCGAGAUGUCGGGAAAGAAGCGCGGACCGGGGCGAGCGAGAAACAUGACAGCAAGCGGGAGCACAAAAGACAUAAGUCGAGCAGAGAGGACGACGAGAAGAUCAAGAGUCAGAUGAAGAAACUCAACCAGCAAGUGCAGAACCUCAAACAUGUGGAGACUUUCUAUGAAAAACCUCCACCUGGGUACAUUAAGGAACACGAGGAGAAGCCAGAGGACUGUAUACCCGCGGAACCCGGAAAUGAAGAGGCCCGCAGCUUCCUGGCGAACGCGCCCACCAGGGGCCUGUGGAUGCCCCUGGGGAAGGAGGUGAAGGUGAUGCAAUGCUGGCGGUGCAAGCGUUAUGGCCAUCGCACCGGAGACAGAGAGUGUCCAUUUUUCAUCAAAGGCAACCAGAAGCUGGAGCAGUUCCGUGUGGCUCACGAAGACCCGAUGUAUGACCUCAUCCGUGAAAAUGAACGCAACGAAAAAGAGACCAGGAUCCAGCAGCUGCAGCGACUUCUCCAGGACACCACCUCCUCCUCGUCAUCAUCCUCCGACAGCUCCUCGUCCUCGGAGCGCCACCGCAGCAGGAAGAAGAAGAAGAGAAAGGAGAAGAAGAAGAAGAAGGAGAAGAAGAGAAGUAAAAGCAAGAAGAAGCACAAGUCCUCCAAACCUAGCGACUCCUCUGACUCCGACUGAGCGUGUGACCGGCUCAUCCCAGCCAGUCGGAGGCGCUGUGGCGCUCGACUGUUGCAGGUUUGACGCCGCCGGACCCAAAAAGGGAUGCUUAACACAAUUAUACCCCCCCGCUCUCCUUUUUGUCUCCCCGCCAUCUUCCAUUUCUGUGGAAACACUCACGACUGUAAAACCGCCACCGAAUCCACUGCAGAGUCUGCGCCGCAUACUUGGGAUGCUUUGAGGUUUGGGUCGCUCUGCUCUGGAAAAGGCGGGUAAAGAAUGUACGCGGACGGUUCUAGUCUUCUCAAGAAUAAAGACCUUUUUCCUCCCCCA